This is a messenger RNA of Colossoma macropomum (tambaqui), 2300 nucleotides long. Its product is annotated as phospholipase A1 member A-like. The transcript is spliced from 10 exons. The record is from RefSeq and is a predicted model, not a curated record. Bases 792 to 2300 code for a protein of 502 amino acids. Gene Ontology annotation, molecular function: lipase activity. Lineage: Eukaryota; Metazoa; Chordata; Actinopteri; Characiformes; Serrasalmidae.
CACUGUCUCUAGAAGCAACAUUGUCACAAGAACUGUGAGUCAGGAGCUUCAUUAAAUGGGUUUCUAUGGCCAACCAGCUGCACACAAGCAUAAGAUCACUAUGUGCAAUUCCAAGCGUCGGCAGGAGUAGUACAAAGCGUGCUGCCACUGGACUCUGGGGCUGUGGCAACUUGUUCUCUGGAGUGAUGAAUUCACUGUCUGGUAGACUGAUGAAUUAAUCUGGGUUUGUCAAACGCCAGAAGAAUGCUAUCUACUGGAAUGCACACAAUGGCAUUUUAUACAAUUAUAUGCUUCCAAUGAGAACAAUCCUUUCCUGUUCCAUCAUAUCUGUACCUCUGCGCACAAAGAAAAGUCAAUAAAGACAUAGCUUGAUGUGUUUGGUGUGGAGAAAAUCCAUUAGCCUGCACAGAGCCCUGAUCUCAACCCCACUGAACACCUUUAGGAUGAUCUGGAAUGCCGAUUGCAAGCCUGGCCUUCUCACACUCCAAAAUCUUGUGGAAACCUGGAAGAGUGAGUGCAACUCCACAUUAAUGCCUAUGCUUUUGGAAUGAGAUGCCCAAAAAGCGAAAGCGAUUAGCAUAUCAUGUAGUGUAUGAGUCGGUAUGUUUCUCUACAAUGCACCAUUUCUCACUGAAACACUCUAAAUGACUUUGUUUUCAUUACAAUGUUUGAAUGAUGCACUCAUUUAGAAAAUGUAUGGUGGAAUUCCCCUUGAAGUAUAACAUUACUUGUAUUCUCAGACAUUAAUGUGACUGUGAGCACUCCUAGCUGUGAGGUGAAGCUGAAUUUACAUGAAGUUGAACAUUUCCAAAGGACAGCCACAGCUCCACCUCCAGCCUAUCUGGGACAGAUAUGUGGCACUAACUGCCUGGAAUAUUUGCAUAGUGUGUGCAGUGAUGUGGAGAGAAUGGAAGUAUGUGAAGGACUACAUAUCUCAAAGUGGCCUCUGUUUGACUUCAUGGCUGUUAUUAAUCCUCUGUCUUAUUUCCAGCCUGGCAUCAGGUGAUGAAAUCAAAUGCUCGGAAUUCCUCCAUCUUGAUCCACCUUCACCCACUAUACAGCUGCUGCAGUUCACAACACAGAGCCAUUGUGGUUGUCCAUUCAGCGUCCACAGUGGUCUCCCACGACAUGUGUGGGAACCUGAUAGGGCCACUGUCAUGAUUGUCCCUGGGAAAAGACAAGCUACAGUUCAGCCCAGCUGGGUGAGGACUAUGGCCCAGGAGCUGCUAGCUAGAGGCCAAGAGAAUGUACUUGCUGUGGACUGGCUGAUCCUACCUGACAUGGAGCUGACUGAAGCAGCUGAGCAGAUCGGGAGAAAGCUGUCUCAAAUCAUCCAGCGACUCCUGAUUAUAGGGUCAGCCCCAGAUAUGUUUCACUUAAUUGGCUUUGGAGUUGGAGCACACAUUGCUGGCACAGCUGGCUACAACCUGAAUGGAGCUAUUGGAAGAAUAACAGGCCUCGAUCCUUUUGCACCUGUGUUCUCAGAAGCAAACAAUUCUGUCUACCUAGAUUACAAUGACGGACAGUAUGUCGACGUGAUCCAUAGUAAUUUCAAUCCUACUGAGCCUAUGCCUGCCCUUGGUUUCUCCAGCCCUCUUGGCCAUGUUGAUUUCUACAUUGGCACUGGAUUUCAGUUACCAGGCUGUCCCAGAGGCCUCUUUAACAGGGAAGAAUACCUGCUGUGCAGCCAUCAUCGCGCUCACCAGAUUUAUACCAGCUCCAUCCAGGCAUCCUGUCAUCAUUUAGCCUUCCCCUGCCAGUCAGUGGCAGAUUUUCAGCAAGCAAAGUGUACAUUCUGUUCUUCGCCUGGUCUUAACUCCUGCCCAGAAAUGGGCUAUGACAUCACUUGGCUGCCUUCCAGUCGUCCACUUCCAUUUCAACCCAUGGCUGCAUUCUUGACCGUUACAUCUGCUCCCCCUUACUGCGUCACUCCUCUCUUGUUGGAGCUGAAUCUUGGAGGGAUUCUCUCAAUAGAGGCCAAGCUCUACAUCCAGCUUAUGGGGAAUGCUAUCAAGACAUCAACCGUGUUGGUGUCAGGGCAUCAUAUGACAGAGUUUGCUGCAAAUAAGGUCUAUCAGUUCAUGAUAUCAGCAGACAGUGAUGGCGAUUUUCAUACCGUUUCACUCGAGUUCAGCACUCAGAGGUUGCUUUACCUCAAGUGGAGAAAAAGGAGGAUUUCAAUUCAUCAUCUUUUGCUGUCCUACCUGCCCAAAGACAGAAAGAUUGCUUACCAAGCAUGGAAUGUAACAGCAGUAGAAAACCAAAGAGUUGAAGUUGUCCUACAGAAGAUUUGGGUGUAG